GCGGCAGCAGGUGGGAGCGGGGCUGUUGCUAUCAAUAUGGCGGUUGUCAGCCAGACAAAGACAGUCAGUCUGAUGUGAUUGAGACAAGGGAGGUUUUCAGGGGGAGACUGGGAGAUAGGAGCCUCCCCUCCCCCAUCUGCUCUUCCUGUGCAGGCCUGGAGCCCUCCUCAGCCCCUCCCGCAGGGCGCCCCGCGGUGAAGAUCCCCUCCCCCUUCCGCCUUCCUUCCUCCCUCCCUCAGCCUGGCGCUGGGACGCUGGGGAGGGGGCUGAGCCGGGUGCAGAGAACUCCCAGCUGGGUUUCCGAGAAUGGUAAAUAAUAUUCUACAGCCUGGCUCUCUCUGCAAAGGCCAUUGAUCCACCUCAUGUAAAGUAUGCUCAGCUCCUUUCCAGUGGUUUUGCUGGAAACCAUGUCUCACUAUACAGAUGAACCCAGAUUUACCAUAGAACAGAUAGAUCUGCUCCAACGUCUUCGGCGUACUGGGAUGACCAAACAUGAAAUUCUGCAUGCAUUAGAAACUUUGGACCGUCUGGAUCAAGAGCAUAGCGAUAAGUUUGGAAGGAGGUCCAGCUACGGGGGAAGUGCAUAUGGAAACAGCACCAACAAUGUCCCAGCAUCUUCCUCUACAGCCACAGCUUCCACCCAGACCCAGCAUUCGGGAAUGUCCCCCUCACCCAGCAACAGUUACGAUACCUCCCCACAGCCUUGCACUACCAAUCAAAAUGGGAGGGAGAACAAUGAUCGAUUGUCUACGUCCAAUGGAAAGAUGUCGCCAUCUCGCUACCAUGCGAACAGCAUGGGGCAGAGGUCAUACAGCUUUGAGGCCUCAGAAGAGGACCUGGAUGUGGAUGACAAAGUGGAGGAGUUAAUGAGGAGGGACAGCAGUGUGAUAAAAGAGGAAAUCAAAGCCUUUCUUGCCAAUCGGAGGAUUUCCCAAGCAGUUGUUGCACAGGUAACAGGUAUCAGUCAGAGUCGGAUCUCUCAUUGGCUGUUGCAGCAGGGAUCAGACCUGAGUGAGCAGAAGAAAAGAGCAUUUUACCGAUGGUAUCAACUUGAAAAGACAAACCCUGGGGCUACAUUAAGUAUGAGGCCUGCCCCCAUUCCAAUAGAGGACCCUGAGUGGAGACAGACGCCUCCCCCAGUCUCCGCCACACCCGGAACUUUCCGACUCCGGCGAGGAAGCAGAUUCACCUGGAGAAAGGAGUGUCUAGCUGUCAUGGAAAGUUACUUCAAUGAGAACCAGUACCCAGAUGAAGCAAAGAGAGAAGAGAUUGCCAACGCUUGCAAUGCAGUCAUCCAGAAGCCAGGCAAAAAGCUGUCUGACCUGGAACGAGUUACUUCUCUGAAAGUAUAUAAUUGGUUUGCUAAUCGACGAAAGGAGAUCAAGAGGAGAGCCAAUAUCGAAGCAGCAAUCCUGGAGAGUCAUGGGAUAGACGUACAGAGUCCAGGAGGCCACUCCAACAGUGAUGAUGUGGACGGGAACGACUACUCAGAGCAGGACACUUGGCAAGCACGCAAUGGGGAGGAGGAGGAGGGAAGAAGUUCAGAGGGAGGCAGAGAAGCAGAGAAGGAUGACAGCACGAGCCAUAGUGACCACCAAGAUCCCAUCUCACUAGCUGUGGAGAUGGCAGCCGUCAACCACACUAUCUUGGCAUUGGCCCGGCAGGGAGCCAAUGAGAUCAAGACAGAGGCCCUGGAUGAUGACUGAUCAGGGAGGAUUAAACAGUUAACUUAGUUUAGACGUAGCACCUUAGCAGACUUUCCUCGGUCCUUAACAUGUGUUCUUACAGUAUAACUUACAGUUUCUUGUAUGUCAGGUAGCCGUUAGGGUCUUGUUCUGUGAAGAUGGCAUGGUGCCCUCAGCCUUUGCAUAUACUCUCUCAGUAUUAAAAUCCCAGUAAGUAAGAACCAAACAAACAAACUUCCCUCUCCCAGCCCCCGAGGCUAAAAAAAAAAAAUCUCGCUGCUCCGUCUUAGCAUUCCAAGAAAGUGCUUCCAGGUAUUUAGAUAGCCCUCAGUCUCAAAUAUUAGACUCUGUGUAAAAUCUUGGGUACCUUUAGACUCAUGUAACACUAGGCUGUACCCCGUUCCUGCCCUAAGACUGAUAAGGAUGCAAGCUGAGGUAGUGACACAGGACCAACAGACACCUUCCGGGAAGUUUCCACCGAGCGCGAGGAACACUCCAGCCGCCUCGGCCUGAGAUUUGCUGAUUCAGCUGCAAUAAGCCGCGCCUCCUGGCCACAGUGUGGCGAGGCUCCACGUCUUUGGGUGCUGUGCUAUGAAUGUCACUGGAGUCCCAGGCUCAGCUCUUGCUUAAUGCUAACACACCCAACACAGACACCCUCCCUCUCACAGGCUGUGUGACCUAGCAGAUGAAAUACUGCCUUCUGCGUUUGGGACCACAACUCUAAAACAAAAAGGACAAAAACAAACAGACAAACAAAAACCACCAAGUUCUGAAAAGCAAACCCAGCUUGAGAGCAGUAGGGAGAGCAUGAACUGAGUGUCGGGUGGACGCUAAGCCCCGUUCUCAGAGCCGCUAUACAUUCCACAGCGCGGUGCCAGGCCUACCUGGGAGAUGUCAUGGAAGUUGCUUUGCCUCCUGUUGGUGCCCCUCCCUGCUACCAAAAAGUCUUUAAGGAUAGAGCUGAGGUCAGAAGCGAGUGAAAGAGCAGGCCUUGAAGCCCACCCAGAGUUGCUAGGACUCUGUUGGGGACUGUGCCAACCUGACUGUCACAGAUGCAGAUCCUUGCCUAGCUAGGGGCAGAAAAGGCAGGGGACAUUUGCCACUUACAUCGUGAGUAUGCGGGACACAGCAGGAUGUGUCUGCUGUGUUCCCAUUACUCUGUCCUUGUGGAGGUGUGAAAGCUAUAUUGCUACAGGCAAUUUAUUUAAUAAUUGGAAGCCAUAUUGAUAAUGGAUGUGGUAAUAUUUGUAGUUUAAUCUACUUUAAGCGGCAGUAACUAAUGGAAUUUUUUUCCUUGAUCACAUAUGUAGCACUUUUGUUACUUUUUAAAGAUAUUUAUAUUUGAUAAAUCUUUUUUUCAUUUUGAGAACUCAAAAUACCAAACAGUGAACUUGUGUUAUAAAGUCACCCUGUGACCACCUUGUCAUCUAGUAGCAAAAUGAUGAACUAUUCAAGCAUCAAAGAAAAUUACAUCUGCUGGCCUUGUAUGAAAAUGAUCUCCUGGAGACCUGAUUAAAUGACGCUGUCACUGUGGCUAAGAAGAAACAGCCUUCAGUGUAUUGGCACCGUGCGUGUCUGAGAGGGGCUAAGUGUUUUCUGCCUCGUCCCAUCUCUCCUCUGUGUGUCUGAAGAAGCCUUGUUUGGAGGGCAGUGUGGAGUAGGCCAGUAAGCAGGCUUUCAUCUUUCUGUCUGUUCCCUGAACCAAUUUCUAAGAGAUAAAGUAGGUGCCAUGUCCUCACCCCCUCCUUCCUCACCAAGUGUGUUCACCUUCAGAACUGUUGAGAGAGGACAGCACACUGAGCCUCCUCAUUUUCCCCUUCUCCCUGGCUGGAUACUCAGUACCCACAGAUUUAGCUGGUCUUCUUGGGGCACACUCUGCCUAGAUUAUCCCAUUAGUCUUGGUUACAGGAAUGUGAGGCGUCGUCUUUGAGGGGCCUGAGGAUACCACCCCACCUACAUUUGUGACUUUGAAGAGUGCUAGGUAGGGCUUGGUCCUGCUCCUAUCAGUGGAUUUCAGGGGGAAAUGUAUGCAUGCAUUUUUCCCAGCUCCAGGAACUGAAGUAAAAUGGAGCCAUCUUUUCUUACUGUAUUACUUGAACCCACAAAUUUAAGAAUAGCAUUUCUUAUUCUCAGGAACGAGCCCCCACGCCUACUUAGAAUAUUUCAUGGUUUAUUUGACUUUUUUAUUUCACUUAGGAGAUUGCAUUAUCGUUCUUUCCUUUUGUUUACUUAGAAGAAAUAGACUUAUUAUGUCUAUCCAUUUUGGUCAAGUUUUGUCUGCUUAUUCUCAGUUGAAUCAGAAAGAACAGGAGAGGAGAAAAACAUUUUUCUGACAAGCCACAUCCACAAUUUACCGUGAGAUUAUUAUAACUGACAACUUCUUUAUGGUGCCGUUGCUCUUGUCAUUUGUUCUCCUUGGCUUUUUAAAGGAACAGGCUCCAGCUGUUAAGACAGCUCCAGUUCCUAAGGGAACUCUGACUGCAGCAGAAGAGCAGAAUGUCCUGUGUCCUUGGACCCUUGAGAGAGAAGAGGACAGCAGAGGAUGCCAAGCCCUGGCUGGGUGUAGACAGUGCCAGCGGGAUGUGGCAGCACGACGGCAGAGCACAGUUGCGCAGAGGCUGGCCCUGUGCCAAGCUAGGUAGAAGGGCUGUCACUAGUCCUUUAGCUGGGGCAGCUGGCGCACCCACAGUAGGAUUUGCUUCUUUGGAACCAAGGUUCAGAUCUGCCAUCAUGUAGUUUUCGGGGGUCAGCAGGCUUGAGUCUGCUCUGGAGUCCCGGUCCCUGAGCUCUUGGAUAGCCACAGAGCCGUUCUCAGUCCGUAGGGUGGUGAGUCUUUCCUUAAGCUUUUCCAGGUUCUAGGUAUGCUAUUAAAUCAGAAACUUUAAAAUUCCCCAUGCUGAGAGAAAGAGAGCUGGGCUCUUACACUCGUUCUUUUGCUCCUUGCUUGCCCUGUCUCUGCUCUCACCAUCUGUACUUCUUGUGGCCCCAGAGAUCUCUUUCAGGGGUUGUGCCUUCCUGACCAGUGAAGACUUUGAAAGAGGCGAGGGGGGAAAGCAGACAUUUGUAGAGUGUGCUGUGAUUUUUAUUCAAGUACUUUGAUUGAAUUGCUGUUGCUGGAUAGGAAGGUAACUUCCCACCUCCUAGUACUUUACAUGGCGACCUGUUAACAAAGGACCAUCUUAAGGUAUUCCUAUCUGAAGACAAUUGCAGCCAGCAGCCAGGAAGGGCAGUGCUGUGCUCUCCUGUGUGUGCCUAUGCAGUGCCCUCAGAAGUCAGGAGGCACCCCAUGAGGCAGGGUACAGGAGGAGAGAACCUGGGAUGGGGAGGUAGGUGGCCUCUCUUCCUUUCAGUCCAGCUCAGCAGGCUACCAUAGAAAGACCUGAGGGCAUUGGAAGCCUGCUUGGACUACUCCACUCCAGAGCUCUAGUUCCUGGGAAGUUUAUCACUUGGCCACGCCCAAUUUUUUAGGGCCAGGUAUCUGGGUAUGUUUUGAGUGCAUGGAGAGCUCUGAUGCAGUCUCUCAGCUCUCCCUGGCUUUAGCAACUGUUGCUGUAAACUCCUCUUGGAGACCAGUCUUCGGGCACCAGCUAGAGCAGACCCUGUUCCAUCAGGAUGCUUUCAGCACUCUCUCCAGGGGGCUCCUCUUCCUUCAGUGCCCUUCUGUUUGAGUAUCACGUCUUUGUCUUAAGCUAGCUUCACUGACAACAGGCUUAGUGGGGGGCUUUAGUCCCCUCUGAACUCUGCCCCGCCUUCCUGUGAUGGGCAGCCAUGACUCCACCUGCCAAGCCUGUUACCUUUGUAACAGUGAGAAUAAUCCCUUUCCACAGGGACGUCUACAGCCUGUUCUAAAAGUGUUCCCUUCAGGUCCUUUCCUUGGUGUCAAAAGGGAUUUGCUUAGAAGCAGCAUUCCCACUUAACUCAGCUCUGCUUUAAACCAGAACUUUCCUUCUUUGCUCAGAGAACAGCCUGGAUUUUUCACUGUGGGCCUCACCAAGUUCUUAGGCAAUAACGUUUCGUGUGGUUGGCGGUCUCCUCUUCAGUGGCUCUCUGCCUCCUGCAUGGACAUCAGUCUCUGUCCAUCUCUGUGACGUCAUCCUCUUGCUGUGAUUGUCAGCUGUGUUUACUACUGUAUUUACUGAGGCUGUACUGAGACCAGACCAGUCCACUUACAGCUUUACUGAGCCAAAUUUAUGUUUUAAGAUUUUCUAAGUGAAGACUGGGCACAUUGGCCAGUUCUGCUGUCUGUGUGUUGGAGUGGGGGGUACUGGUCCAGGAGUAGGAAUUACAGGUGCACGGCUUUCUCUUUUGUGUGUGUUUGCUCUUUAAAUUGCAAGUAUGUUUACUCAGGAUUGGGCCACCAGUUGUCAGCCAUACUGAAUUUAGCAAACUGUGCUGUAGCUCUGGAAACCCUUUACCAUUUGUCUCCUUAGCAUGUGUUGACACUGUAACAGUGAGCAGGCAGACAGCAGUGGAAGGCUUUCCAGGGAGGCUGCCUAAGGCUGUCGUGGUAACAUGUGGUCAGAACAGAGGCUCUGUCCUGCACAGUGCCUCUCCUUACACGCCCUACAUUUCAAAGUUGACUAUCACUUAAGAAGAGUGGCUUCCUUACUGCGCUAGAGCACUGACAGACAAAGGCUUUGAGACUUACCAUUCUCAUACGCAUACGGAGUGUGUUACAAAGGCUUUUCUCAAUGUCAUUUGUUGCUAAACUGAAGGGGAGACAGUACUGCUUAUAGCAGCAAUGGAACUGACAGAUUCAGAAAUGGGGCUUUCUGCAUAUCUAUGCACUGGUAGAAGCUGGAAGUUUGAACAUUCAAAGGUUUCUAUAGCUACUUCAUUGCACUAUCUUGAGGGAGGGGAUGUACUGAGAAAAAAAGUCACUAGCAACCUGAGCCACCCUGACCCCUACAACACUAGUUUUCUUCUUUAACCAAGCUAGGACAACACUGAGGGAAGGUUCAGCUCACCAGCUUGGUGGUUGCCUUGGGAUUCCAGAUUUAUUCGUCCGCCAGCCGCCGUAUAAUCGGUGACAUCCAGGCAGGACUAAAUUUAGUUGGCUGUCUUCAGGUGAGCUAGGAGCAGCCUUCUUCCACUGGUGGAGUUUCCAAGCACCCCCCACCCUUUACCUCUAGCCCUUGCUGGGUGGCAGAGUUGCUUUGAUGCCUUCCUUGGCUGACAAGCCCUUGCUGUGGCCAGCACAGCUACAGGCUCUGUUGUUGGGGAACUUGAUGCCCACGCAGGAGGCCAGCUCCCCUGACUCUAUGUCCGUCGUUUCUCUCUUUAAAUAAGACUGGCUCCAUACAGCCAUAAUUAAUUCACAAAUUCACGAUGGUGUGCUGUGAUCAAAUGAAGGUUUGGCAGAAUCUUUUUUUCAAAUUGUAACCAUGGUAAUUGAGGGGGGUGGCACAGAAUGAAUAUAUAAAAGUAUAAUAGCAAUUGUUCCGAAUGACUGAGUGUCCUCCUGACAUGUAAUUAGCUCUUUUAGGAGGAUGUAGAUUGGCAUGGUCAUAAUUAAGAGGAUUUCUGUCCUUUAUGUGGUUGAGAAUAGCAGAGCACCCAUCCUUGUUCCCUUUGAGCACUAAUGCUCCCAAGAACAUUUGGAACAACAGCUCAGUAAACCAAAAUAAUGACAUAGGAUUCAUGUCCCACCCAAAUGAGAGAGCAUUGGGAGCCAUUUCAGGUCCAGAAUGGAAGGCUUUGCUUAUUGCUUGCAUCUGACUUCUAAAUUCUCUGAAACCUCUCGUGUCCAGUUUCAACGUAUUCAGCUUUGGCCAGAAACUAGUCAGCAUCUCAGACUGAGGCAGCCUCUGGCAGAGCUUCCUGGUCCGCAUCCUUUGUCUGGCAUCCGGAAUGCUCCCCUGGGAACACCUGCUGCUUGACUGGGCUUCCAGGGAUUUUCAGGCUUUUCCUUGGAAACUUGACCAUUUCCACUGCCACAACAAUCAGAAAGUGUUUGCCACAGGGAGGUGUACAGAGUUGAGUAGUGACCAGGAGCAGACAGCAUAAGAACAUGCAUGCGGCGACCUCACAUGGGAAUGCGUGGACUGGGCUCAGUAUGCACACCCCAGCUUGCUCACAUCAGGCUUGUUCAGCCGUUGCCAGCUCCUAAUGCUGUUCUCCUGCCAGUACUGGGUUCCUGGCUCCUCAGAAGCCAUGUUUUCUGUCCCCCACUUAGUUUUUCUUCACGCACCUGUGCCUUCAGGCAGGCACUGUGUGACAUUCACAGACUGUAGUGGCCUCCUGACUAGGAACUGCAGGCACUCACUAGCCCCUCUUCAGCUGAUGCUUAGUUUAGACUUACUUUCUUUUUUUUUUUCUUUGUUCUAGUCACUCUUUGUAGGAGCCUUGAUUCAAUUAGAGGGCCAGGGGUCCACCAGAGUGCCAGCAGCUGCCAGUGCUAAGUGGCCUUUUAUAAGCUCCUCUACCCAUGAGGCUCAGGACUCAGGUGAGGUUAGCUUGCAUUCAUGAGUCCAUGUUUUAGGCGGAACACUGCGGGAUUGGUUAGUAUUGGGGGCAGGGAGGUUGCAUGCACAUGUGUCCACCCUUUCUACAGAAGGUACCUCCUCACCGAGAACACUAAUCAACCGCUCUGUCAUGCGAAAGGCUGAGGUUGAGUACAAACCUAGAGAGGUCUAAAGAGCCUUCUUCCCUCUGCACACAGACAUACAGAGAGGUGAGAAAAGAUUCUAUUUCUGGGAAUGUUUCAGUUUGAGCUCUCCCAAAUACUUAUAGUGAAAUGUACAGCAUCAGGAAGGUGGUCCUGGGAGGAUGGCCAUUGCUGCUGCUUCUCUAAGUGACCCUGUGGACCCUCCCCCUGCCUGCAGGUCAGAAGUGUGUGGACCUUGAGACCAUUCAGCCUUGAUGGACUUGUAAUAGCUUGCGUCCCCAGUUGCUGAGAUGUUGCUGUUGGUGUCUACAUUAGAGGUCCAGAUCUGCCUUCCGAUUUCAUUCUGAAAAGUCACUACUUGAGCUAAUUUUGUGAUUUGUGUGGCAUGUGCUACACAGCAGCAAAACAUUACAAUGACCUGUGAACAUUCAAGGGAAGCAACUUGGCAUGCAGCUGCAAGUCCCUGACAUCUUCUUCUGGGUGCUCACGGGGACCGCUCUGAUUAGCAACACUCCGCUCAGGAGAAAUAUUCCUGUAGUCUCACAGCUGCCCCACCUCAAAACACAAAACCAGCUCAGUAGCCAAGAACAGUGUAGGUGGUACUUGACCCUCAAGAGCUUCCUUGCUUGCCUUCUUUUAAGAAAACUUAACUCCAGACGUGAUUUUGUAAACAUCUGAAGAUGUGAAGAUGCUGUCAUUUAGGGAAUGUGUCAUCUUGCUCUGCCAAGCUCACUGCCAGCCUGCUUGCUGUUUGCAGGUUAGGCCCUUCCGUUGUCUUCUCUGCAGCUGAAUUCUCAUUCACUGCAUCAGCUGUGAGGUGCAAGCUCCCAGCCCUCCCCUCCAGGCAGUGAUUGCCACAAAGCCUGUGCAUUUCAGUUCUUGCAACACUUAGCUCCUGGGGCUUUGAGGCAUCCUGCUUGUGCUCCUAAGGUUUGUGCUGAACACCCCCACAAACCUUGCUGUUCUCUGCCGCAGUCAGAAGCUGAGGUAGAAGCAUUUUGGAAUCCAAAGUUCUGGUGUCCUGGCAUUAGCGCGACCGUGCCGUGGCUUUCUUUGGCUCCGCAUCAACACUUGACUGGUCCGUAAGUAGCAGUUUCUUGAAGAUAUCCAAACUUGGGCCUAGAAUAAGAACUUUCUAAUAUCCAGAAUCCAAGAAUGGAGCAAGCUGCCUCAGGGUUAAUGUGGAGGCUUCGUGACUGUACUGGUCAGUGACAUCAAAUGAGCAUCUCCAAGCUGGCCUGCUGCACUCCUCCCCUUCCCUUCUUUUCUAGCUCUUUUCUCACAAAAUUGCAUUCUCCAAAUGUUGGCUGGGUCACUAUCUUCCUCUUCUGAUCUCUGUCACAUCGAGGGUAGCCUUAAAGCCCAAGAGAAUGAAAAACACCUGAGGAGCAAGGCCUAAGGACUCAGCAGACUGCCUCCUGGGGCUGCUGAUCCCUAGUGACACUGGCUGGCCGGUGGGCUCUUAACACCGUCCUCAUUUUGCCCCAACCACCUUGAUUUGGAGAGAACAAGUAUGUGUGCCUUUCAUUCUGGUAGAAGAUUUUGCAUCUCUGUUGGCGGCCAAAGGUGCCAUGGAAAUUGUGAAGUGAAAUCAGUGCCUGUCACCUACCCAGGACUUAAGAUGAAGCCAGUCCCAGGGACAUGUGUUUGAAGGUUUGUUGCUCCCCCCCAAGACUUAGCUUCCCAGUGCUUCCAGGUUGAAUCUCUCCAGUCUUGUUUUGUAGCUUUUAGAGCCCAGAAACCCCUCCCGUUUUUGCUUUACUGGAACUAAGAGCCCAGCCUAAACCUAUGAGGCCAUCUGUCCACGACUCGCUGAGGCCAUUAGACUAGAAAACCAAAUGGCAUUAGAGCUGUGUGAAUGUAAACAGCAGCCGCUCUCUGAUGUUUCCUGGGCCCCAUCUGCAGGUGGGAGGUGCAUGUGUGAAUUGUGUGUGCUGAGUGGAGGUGAGCACUCACAGCUUUCAAAAAGCAAUCCCUUUAUCAUUUGCCUUGAUGCCCACAUUGACUGUAUUGAAAUCUGUGGGGAUCUCAUCAUGCAUCUCUGAAAAUGGGCACCAGAAAAACAAAACCAAAGUUCUUGGGAUGGGUGGAGCUUUUUUCCCCAAGCACUGGCCAUUCUGGCAAGCUUUCUCCUUUCUGCUUUUUGGUUCUACCACACCACCACUAUGAAAGCUCUCUUUUUUUCUUAAUGGUCCCUCACAGUGACCCUAAGCGGUUUGUCGGGGCAGCCUGCACCUCAUUAGGCGCAGAUCAGGGACCACAGUGGCCAAACUGGCCUUAGCCACCACAUAACUUCACUGGCUGCAAGGUAGGACCGCUGCUGGAAGGUGCCAAGGGUAGCAGUUGCCUCCCUGGAAGAGCCUACAGCCUUUCUCCGAUUUCUCCAUGGGCUCAGCCUCCCCUCCAUGGCCCUGGUUACGUUGGGUCUGCAGUACCUUCCAGAACAAACUUCUCAUUUAUGUUUAAGUGCCUAAGCAAGUGACAGACCUCUGGGAGCUGCCCACGUGUUGGCCUAUGCCCUGUCCCUCCCACCAUACACCCAGCCUCAGGGCGGACUGUGCAUGCCCCCACCCCCAGCCCAGUUUUCUCUGCCAUUCUGCAGGCAGAAUGGUCACAAGGGCAAGCUAGGAGAGAGGGCUGGCCUUGUCACUGUCUCCUGUGUUCCUUCUGUUGAUGUGACUGUGGUCUUGGAUCAGAAGGAGUUUUAAGGAGUCUUAGCUAGAGUGAGAAUAGGAGUGAGAUAGCCUCUGAGCAGAAUUUUGUCUGUCCACACUUGAGGCCAUUUCCAGCUUUCUAGCAGGCAGGGAUGGUGACUGAUAACCCUGUGAGUACUGGGCCCUGGCCUCAUCUACAGCCCAGAUACCAAGGAGCCAGGAGCCAAGGGCCAUCACUAGUAGUCGUUUAAGGUCCAAUGUGGGGUUUUUUUAUUUUAUUUUUAAUGAGUGAGAGAUAAUUGAGUCAGAGCUAGCUCCAGGCCUUGAUUUACGUUGGGUAUAGGAUAGCUUAUUUAGUGACUGUUGUGCCCAGUUGGGUUAACACAGAUGACUAGUGGGGAAAGGAACAGUUCAUAUGCAGGCACCUUAUUUUCAUUAAUAACCCAGUAUUUUUGUUCAAGACAGUGGAGUAAUGUGAACACUGGGCAUUUGCAUGUAACAGGUGUAGAUGACCCUGCCUCACCUAGGGAAGAGAAAGCAGUGAGUGAGUGGCUAAAUGGUGGUGAAAGUGAGGCACCGUGGUGCAUGCGAACCGUGCUGCCGCUGAGGACUGUGUCACCCGUUUUCUAGAUGCAGCAGUCAUGGUCCACCAGCACCUGUCAGGCCCGAUGUAACUGAGGAAUGUCAACUGGAUGCAGAUUGAGGGACGGCAGCUUUCAGUCAGAGCAUCGGGAGGGCCAGGGUUCUGGGCCCUGACUGGACUUGACAUUCUAGCGAGAGCUGAAUGCUAAGGAGUGACAGCCAGUCCUGCUGAAGCGGAGUUGGCUGUGGGUCUGGGAACGAGCCGGCAUGGCCCCCUGGGAAGUGGAGAGAAGGCUCACACGCUCUGCCCAGACACUGGGGACCAGAUGUCUUGAGGUUGCCUGCAGGUAGUCAGCGCGGUGGCUGUGUAGGAUCCUGCCAGACGAGUCAGGGAGGGGCAGGGCGCCCUCCUGGCCGUGGCUGUGUGUGUCUCAGUCUGUGUGUUUCCUUUUGGUGUCUCCUCUGGUCUCUGUCCCCAUCUGUGUGCCAUGUGUCCCUGAGGGUGAGUCACACCUGUGUCUGAGUCUGCUGUAAGGUGUCCAGUCUACCUCAAGGGGUCAUCAUGGCAAGCUCUGUCCACAUGGAAUCCUCCUUACAUGCCACACACACUGGAAUGUAUACCACCCCACCCCCACAGCCCCCGACCCCGUCUCUCCCCAUAAUCACCACAGACUCCUAGUGCAAAUUGGAUGCUGCUUUAAAUGUGAAAAAAAAAAUUGUUCAAAAGCUAUAAAAUCUGAAUGAAAGCUAAAGCUGAAUUUAUAAGCCUUGUUGCAUAUGAGCCAAAAGUGCAAAAAGCUCUAUAUAAUGAACUAACCUGCCACUCGUAUAAAUAUAAAUAUAUAUAAAUAUAUUAAAAAUCAGACUGUUCUACAAAAUUGUGUAUUUGUAUUUUUGUGUACGUACAAUUUUCUGCUAAGCAGAAGGAGGGUGUAGUAUAGGGCGCUGUGAGAAGAGAUUUGGUUUAAUCCCAUUUCUGUUACUUAUUUUUGUUAACAUCAGAUGCCUGUCUUCGUCUUCUCUGUGUAUGACACUGUUUGGAAAGCUGCAGUAUCCUUCUUCCUUAGGCCAGAGUCUGUGAUGAUAAAGCUGGGGCCCAGGGAGGUGUCUCGGCCACCCGACCAGGGGUGGGUUGGGGUACAGGGCUCGCAUCCCUGAGGCCAGGCAUGGCAUUCUGACUUGUCUCUGGGAAGCAAAUUCCCCUUCCAGAAACCAGCUUCCCAGACAGGAUUGUUGAAUAUUCACUGACGAGGGGAGACUUCUGUCCGAUGCCCGGGGGGUGCUGCUUGGCGUAUCGCCCAGUCCCCCCGGCUGUCACUGAGUCACUUCUCCCUUCCAGGUAGCUGCUGCCUUUUCAGACAGGGUUACCGGAUGCCUGUCACCAGACCUCCAAUCCUUUACCUGGAGCAUCUCAGAACCCACUUUUCCGGUGCUAAACAGGAGAGGGGUUAGAGUGGUUGCCAACAAUGGCCAGAACCAACCCACCAGAGGCCAAGACAAGCUUGGGUGCCCACUGCUGCCCACACCCUCCCAGCCCCCUCCUGGCCCCUGGUGGAGCCUGCUCUAGGGAGUGAUACUGCACCUUCCCAGUAGGACUCGGAUUAUAACAGUGUGUGAUGACUGUAGCAAGCAGCCCUUGUUUCUGGGUGUAAAUGGUCAAAGAAACAAGGGCUCUACUGUAUUGAUUAAAUAGUUCCGAUGAGUCCUGUUUCAUUGUAUCUCCUAUUCUGGAUUAGUGCCUUUUGGACAGUAGACUGUUCUGUAAUUAAAAUGUAGUAUACUGCUUUUUUGUACAGUUUUGUUUUAAUAAAACUUUUUUUUAAUUUGUGUUUAUUUUAGUAUUGUACCUAUUAGAGAAUAAAAUGUAUAACUGAGCAAA
Meriones unguiculatus (Mongolian gerbil) is the source of this 13407-nucleotide messenger RNA. RefSeq names its product homeobox containing 1 (gene Hmbox1). The transcript has 11 exons. Gene Ontology annotation, cellular component: nucleus. NCBI's taxonomy places the organism in Eukaryota, Metazoa, Chordata, Mammalia, Rodentia, Muridae. The coding region runs from base 372 to 1706 and encodes 444 amino acids. Gene Ontology annotation, biological process: positive regulation of DNA-templated transcription. Gene Ontology annotation, molecular function: double-stranded telomeric DNA binding. The record is from RefSeq and is a predicted model, not a curated record.